Aspergillus oryzae RIB40 is the source of this 708-nucleotide messenger RNA. RefSeq names its product PEX11 family protein. The transcript has 3 exons. NCBI's taxonomy places the organism in Eukaryota, Fungi, Ascomycota, Eurotiomycetes, Eurotiales, Aspergillaceae. Gene Ontology annotation, cellular component: peroxisomal membrane. Bases 1 to 708 code for a protein of 235 amino acids. The record is from RefSeq and is a predicted model, not a curated record. Gene Ontology annotation, biological process: regulation of peroxisome size; peroxisome fission.
AUGGUCGCUAACGCUUUGGCUUAUCAUCCUACCUUGGCGCACUACUUGCGCUUUGUUGCAACGACUGUGGGUCGUGACAAGAUCCUCCGUACGCUGCAAUACUUCUCACGCUUUUAUGCCUGGUACCUGUAUCGCACAAACCGCCCGCAGUCCUCUAUCGACCCCUACAAUGCAGUCAAGAAGCAGUUUGGAACAACAAGAAAGAUCCUGAGGAUCGGAAAGUUUGCCGAGCACCUCAAGGCUGCAGCCGUUGCAGCUGACAACAAGAGCCCCGUCGACCCUGUUCUCCGCUAUCUAGCUGUCGGUCGCCAGCUCGGUUACGCCGGAUAUCUGACUCUGGAUACUAUCACCGUUAUUGACGUUAUCGGGUUCCGGAAACUUGCUGCAGCCAAGCGCUUGCAGGAUACCGCCUAUCGGUCGUGGUUGGCUGGACUAAUCUGCAGCGCUAUUGCUAGUGUAUACUCCCUUUGGAGACUGCGGGAGAAGGAGAGGACUCUCGACCGCACCGAAGGCGAAGGCGUCGUGGAGGCAAAGAAGCUCGAGAAGGAACGCUCCGCUGCCCGCAUCCAGCUCUUCUCGGACCUUUGUGACUUGACCAUUCCUGUGUCCGGCCUGGGCCUUGCCAAUCUUGACGACGGAAUUGUUGGUAUUGGAGGUACAAUCAGCAGUUUGCUAGGCGUGGUGUCUCAAUGGCGGAAGACCGCGUGA